AUGAUUUUGCAAGGGAACAGGAGUGUAAGGCUACACAAAUUUGCAAAAACAAGUCAUAGCGGUUCAAGGUCGCGGCCGAGCCGCACCGGCUAUAUAUUGGGCAGAACCUGUGCAACCGGCAUUCACUCGAACCUAACACGCCUAACCAUGAACGCCAAGUUCCUCCUUCUGCUCAGUCUGGCAGCCAUCGUUGCCGCAGACAGCCGUGAGAUUUACCGCCCAUCUCAGGUAAGAAUCAUUCAAUUAACUUUUGGUCGGGAUAUAACUAAUGCUUCUUCCGAAGAAUCCUACGAGUCUUCUGAAGCUAAGUACAGCUUCAACUGGGCCGUCAGCGAUGACUCCUCAAGCAACGAGUUCGGACACCAGGAGGCCCGUGACGGCGACCACACUCAGGGAUCCUACUACGUGCAGCUCCCCGACGGCCGCCUGCAGACCGUCACCUACUUCGUGGACGGCGACUCCGGCUACGUGGCUGAGGUCAACUACGAGGGCGAAAUAUCUGACGAGUCUAACUCUUCCGAGUCUGAGGAGGAUACGGCAGAAUACGAUUCAUAGUGAAAACUUGUUAGCAUAAUUUUUUUUUUUUUUUAUAGCUGAAUACUAAAUGUAAGUUUACACGUUAUAAUAUACUAGACUUUUCUUUUAUUUUAAUAUUAUCAUUACCAAAUUUGUUGAAAAGGAAACAUUAUGUGGAUAUAUAUAUUUCCAUACAUG
Messenger RNA from Penaeus monodon (black tiger shrimp), 714 nucleotides. RefSeq lists its product as uncharacterized. The coding region runs from base 1 to 555 and encodes 184 amino acids. Gene Ontology annotation, cellular component: extracellular matrix. The record is from RefSeq and is a predicted model, not a curated record. Lineage: Eukaryota; Metazoa; Arthropoda; Malacostraca; Decapoda; Penaeidae. The transcript has 4 exons.